This is a messenger RNA of Asparagus officinalis (garden asparagus), 2397 nucleotides long. Its product is annotated as protein tesmin/TSO1-like CXC 5. Gene Ontology annotation, cellular component: nucleus. The transcript is spliced from 8 exons. Bases 308 to 1957 code for a protein of 549 amino acids. The record is from RefSeq and is a predicted model, not a curated record. NCBI's taxonomy places the organism in Eukaryota, Viridiplantae, Streptophyta, Magnoliopsida, Asparagales, Asparagaceae. Gene Ontology annotation, biological process: regulation of DNA-templated transcription.
UUCAAAAACUAGAGAGGGAGAGAGAAAAAGAUCAUUAGCUUCUUCCCCCUCUCUCGAUGCUCCUCUCCCCUUUCAAAAUUAAACCCUAAUCCUUUCUUCAUCCUCUCGUAAUCCUCUCUUAAGCCUUUUGGUUUAUCUCUUAAUUUGAUUUCUACUGUUCGAUUCGUCGUCAGCGGACGAGAUCUUUUUGAUCUGAGGGGUUUUGAAAUUGAUGCGGAGCGAAUUCCUUUGAAAUAUUUGUUGUUUUCAUUUUUCUGGCUCUUAUUUUGUCCAUUUCUUCGAUUUGGUGAAGAUUUUGACGGCUCUGAUGGAGCAAGGGACUUCAUCGGGGCCGUCGGAUUUCCCGCCGAAAAAGCUCGUUCGGCAUUUCACGGCUCGUACUCCGGCGCGACACCGCCGGCGGCUUCCGGAGAGGCGCGCGGUUGCUCCUACUCCGCAGCCGCCUCCACAGAAGCAGCAUCUGACGUGUCCUGCUGCUCCGAUACCGCGGCCUUCAGUUCCAAUCUCGGUGAAGCCAGAGUCACCAAAAUCACGACCGAGACCUAUAUAUGAAGUGAAAGACGGUACCCCAACAAGGAAAAAGAAUUGCAAUUGUAAACAUUCAAGAUGCCUGAAGCUGUAUUGCGAGUGUUUUUCGGCAGGGGUUUAUUGUGAUGGCUGCAACUGUACAAACUGUUGCAACAACGUAGAAAAUGAAGCUGCCAGGCAUGAGGCUGUUGAAGUUACUUUAGAACGCAACCCCAAUGCAUUUAGGCCAAAAAUUGGUAGUAGUCCACAUGCCGUCAGGGACAAUAAGGAAGAGGCGGGAUCUAUAGUUGGGAAGCACAACAAAGGAUGUCAUUGCAAAAAAUCAGGCUGCCUCAAAAAGUACUGUGAGUGCUUCCAGGCUAACAUUCUCUGUUCUGAAAAUUGUAAAUGCAUGGACUGCAAGAACUUUGAAGGAAGUGAAGAGAGAAAAGCUCUUUUCCAUGCUGACCAUGGAAGCUCCUUUACCUAUAUGCAACAAGCAGCAAAUGCUGUCUUAAAUGGGGCAAUAGGUCCCUCUGGCUAUGGCUCUCCAGCAUCGAAAAAGAGGAAAAACCAUGAUCUCUUUUAUGCCACAUCAGUAAAGGAUCAACCUGUUCACAGGCUUGCAUCGUUUCCCCAGGCUAGUAAUUUGAAGUCUUCAGGACCUCCUCCUUCCUCUUCCAUUCCUGUUGCACGUGCGGUGAAUCCUGCACCAGUAGGAUCAUCUAAAGUUACAUACAGGUCUCUUCUAGCAGAUAUCGUCCAACAAGAAGACGUAAAACAGCUCUGCAGGAUAUUGGUGGUGGUAUCAGGAGAAGCUGCGAAAUCACACCCUGAUAAAAAGAAUCAAGAGGAGAAGCCAGCAGAAAGAGAUGAGCAUACAGAGAGCCUGCUUGCAUCCAACCAUGAGAGGGAUGAGAGCCAAAGAGAACCAUAUGUUCGGAAAGUGUCAGCUGAUGAUAGGUCUAGUGGAACUAAUGCUGAUAAAACUGGCACAGAAGAUUCUGGAUCAGACUCUCUUGAUGAGCAGAAAAGUGAUAGGCCUAUGUCACCUGGGACGCUUGCGCUGAUGUGUGAUGAACAAGAUACAUUAUUCGUGACGUCCAAAAACCAAAGUACAUCUUCAAGGUUUCCGCAAAACCGAAGUAUGUCAGAGGUCUAUGCCAAUCAAGAGAGGAGCGUCCUGACAGCAUUCCGUGACUCUCUCAUUAAGCUUAUCCAUUGCGGAAGAGUGAAAGAAUCAAAGUACUCACCAACGAUGACAAUGAAGUCAGACUUAUUGAAUUAUAAGGAGUCGGUAGUUAAUGGCAAUGCCAGAGUGCCAUCGACUUAUUCUCAGAUACCUCAGACUGUAAAUGUGAUCCCCGUUUCGUCCAAUAAUCAUCUGCCUUCUAAAUCUGGAAACCCAAUCACGGAAAAUGGUGUUGUAAAAUUGAGAGACGGUGAAUAAUGAAAUGUAAGAAAAUAAGUUUGAAAGGAAAGUAAAGCGAACUUCUUAAGUCAAGUUCCUUGUUUGUAAUAUUACAACAGCCAUUGUCAUGGCAUGUUGUGCUAAAUACUGGUUGCUAGUACUGUAUUGGCCAUUCAGCAUGAGGAAAACGAAGAGGGGAAAAAUGAUUGUCAGGUCUCCAGUGACCUAAUUUUUUUAUUUAUUGUGAUUGAUGUAAUUUAUAUGUAAUUUAGUUUUCAUUUGGUUAUGUUUAUCGUUUGUAGCUGUAAAUGUUUUCUUUUGACCAAAAUUUUUCCGUGUCUUGUCCUUGAAGUCUAUGGCAUAUGGAAGGAAACGUUUUUCUUUUAGCGAGGAUGAAACAAGGAAUCUUUUUUCCUCCAAGAGGGAUGAUGAUUUUUUCCAUGUAACAGCUAACUGCAACAAUGAUAUUAUUAUGGAUC